UCUAGGGUGAUCUUCAUAGAAACUACUAAAGACUUCAAAGAAUUCAUUUUAGGCAAAAUAAGUCAAAUAAGUUGUUCUGAUAAAGUAAAAUGGAUCCUUGUUCAGUUGGAGUUCAGCUUCAAGCUACCAAUGAAUGCCAUAAGACCUAUUAUACCCGUCACACUGGCUUCAAGACUAAGCAAGAUGUAUCUUCGUCUGAUCUACUGUUACUUCAGCUUAGAACUGGAAUAACUCUUUCAGAGAACAAUACAAUCUGCUUCCACCAUGCAAAAAUUUACAUUGAAAGAUUUGAAGACUUACAAAAAUCAUGUUGUGAUCCCUUUAAUAUACACAGAAAACUAUCAAAGAAAAACUUACGAGCAAUUGACUUAGAUGAUGCAGCUUUUCUAAGUGCCAAGUUUGGAAGACAGUUUGUACCUGGUUGGAAGCUUUGUCCCAAAUGUAUGCAGAUAAUAAAUGGAAGCGUGGAUGUUGAGUCCGAAGAUCGCCAAAGAAGAAAACUUGAUUCAGACGGGCGUACAGCUAAGGCUUUAAAGUCUCUACAGUUUGCUAAUCCAGGACGACAGACUGAAUUCACUCCUGAGACCAGUAAGAGGGAAAAAAGGCGGCUGCAAACAAAAAAUGCAUCAUUUAAUUCAGACAGGCAAGUUAUACCAGCCAAGAGUAAAGUCUACGAUAGCCAGGGACUACUGCUUUACAGUGGGAUGGACCUCUGUGACUGUCUUGAUGAAGAUUGUCUGGGAUGUUUCUAUGCUUGCCCCAAGUGUGGCUCCAACAAGUGCGGAGCUGAAUGUCGCUGUGACCGCAAGUGGCUGUAUGAGCAAAUUGAGAUAGAAGGAGGAGAAAUAAUUAGAAAUAAGCAUGUUGGUUAGUGUAUAUGCACGUUAUUUAUCCCAAGUAUGUAUAUAUAUUCUGUGCUUUGAAUAAACACCGCACAUUCAUCAUUUAGUGGUUUAAUGAAAGCCAUUAGAAUUUAUCAUAAUCCACAUGAUUAAUGUGCUUACUUUCACAUUCAUUUUCCGU
Cariama cristata (Red-legged seriema) is the source of this 1023-nucleotide messenger RNA. RefSeq names its product ADP-ribosylation factor-like 14 effector protein (gene ARL14EP). The coding region runs from base 90 to 872 and encodes 260 amino acids. The record is from RefSeq and is a predicted model, not a curated record. Lineage: Eukaryota; Metazoa; Chordata; Aves; Cariamiformes; Cariamidae. Gene Ontology annotation, cellular component: intracellular membrane-bounded organelle. The transcript is spliced from 3 exons.